Molecule: messenger RNA, 1286 nt
Organism: Bufo gargarizans (Asiatic toad)
Lineage: Eukaryota; Metazoa; Chordata; Amphibia; Anura; Bufonidae
Gene: RRAS2
Product: RAS related 2
Exons: 5
Coding region: 175-558 (127 amino acids)
Biological process (GO): signal transduction
Cellular component (GO): plasma membrane
Molecular function (GO): GTP binding; GTPase activity; GDP binding
Source: RefSeq, a predicted model, not a curated record
GGGAAUUUGUGUACGUGGCGCUGACGCUCUGCUGUUCUCUUCUUCCUGCAGUCCUACUUUGUAACAGACUAUGACCCGACCAUUGAGGACUCCUACACCAAGCAGUGCGUUAUCGAUGAGCGCGCCGCGCGGCUGGACAUCCUGGACACCGCCGGGCAGGAGGAGUUCGGAGCCAUGAGAGAACAGUACAUGAGGACCGGGGAGGGGUUCUUACUCGUCUUCUCCGUAACGGACAGAGGAAGUUUUGAAGAAAUCUAUAAAUUCCAGAGACAGAUCCUCCGAGUAAAGGAUCGGGAUGAAUUUCCUAUGGUCCUGGUUGGGAACAAGGCAGAUCUGGAGCAUCAGAGACAGGUAACGCAGGAGGAAGGGCAGCAGUCGGCGCAGCAGCUGAAAGUGACGUAUAUGGAGGCGUCCGCCAAAAUCCGGAUGAACGUUGAUCAAGCUUUUCAUGAACUGGUGCGAGUAGUGAGGAAGUUUCAGGAGCAGGAAUGCCCCCCGUCUCCGGAGCCGACGCGGAAGGAGAAGGACAAGAAAGGCUGUCACUGCGUCCUGUUCUGAUACCUGGCGUCCUGUCGGAGCAGCGUUUCUCAGUACGUGUCACCAGGAUGGCCUUAGUCCACGAGACCCAGGACAGUCCCUCGAAGCCCCGUCCCAAUGCAGGAGCGAGCAGGUCUCCCCGGAAAUUCACCGCCAGCUCGCGACCAAUCGUAAAGUUGGACUUUAAUAGUUUUGUUUUUGUUUUUUAAUCUAUAUCUUUUUCAAUUAUUAUAUAUUUUUUUGUUAUUGAGCGGUAAAUUCUCCGUGCGGCGGUCGGGUGCCGAGGGCGCGGGGUGUGAGGUCUGUCCACGACGUAUGCGGUGGGGACUGAUCUUUUUUAAUUUUUUUUUUUUUACAUUUUUCAUCUUUUAAAUUGAAUUUUGUCGCAUUUCAGGAUGAGAUUUUUAUUCGCCAAGAAUCCGUUUUUAAGUGUCCUUUUCUUGUAAGAUGGCGGUCGUUAUAGCCCAUAGAACUCCGCUGACAUCCGCGCGGUCCGCGUCACGUUGAUCCAGUGUCGGGCCGAGCGCCCUCUUCUCCAUCUUAUUAUUUUCGCCUUCCGGGAAUCUAAUGUAGCGCCCGUCUCGAAGCCAAGUACUGAGGACUCUGACGUACCAUCCGGCGGAGAAGCAACUAAGUGCCUGAGCUGAACUCUGACCCUGGAGGAAUGAGCGCAAAUAUGGCGUCAUACGCGGGCGGUGAGCGUCUUAACCGUUGCCAAAUUCUGAUGACAAUAAAGGUUAUUGGUGUAA